AUGGAGCACACUUUUAUGACAAUUCACAACCUCACCCCCGACUGCAACAUUCUCUUUGCCUCAGACUCCAUCAGCGACAUACUCGGGUGGCGACCGGAGGAGGUACGCGGAAGAUCAGUCUUCAGCUACUUCCAUCCUGACGAGGUCCCGUUUGCGAGAUCAAUUCACAGCCGGGGCAUCCUGCUCGACAAAGCCGCCAGUCUUCACUAUGCUAGGCUGGUGACUAGGGACGGCCAGUGGGCCAGCUGUGAAUGCUGCUUCACAGUCGUACACGAUGUUCUGGUAGCAUGCACCAGCAUAUACCGUCGAGAUCAAAAGAGCGAGAGGCGAGCGAUCGAGGGUGCUCAGAUUCGGAGGAUCUUUUCUUCGUCCCCAAGAGACCCUAGGUACCACAUGUUGGAGCACCUCUCUCCUAAGUUCAAGAUGCCCCCCGUGGAGCGUGAGCCACGAGCUGCACUCAUCCUCAACCGGUUCACCCGAAAUUUGUCAGUCAUGUUUGCCACCAAUGCCGUGGCCUCUGUCCUCGGGCUGGCCCCCGAUCAGGUCAAGGAUAAGAGCUUCUACCGAUGCAUCCAGGAGAGGUGCCUGCCGGACGCAGUGAAAUGUCUUGAAGGUGCGAAGGCCAAUGACUCCAUCGCCUAUCUUCGCUUCUGGUCCCGUGACCCCAGAGAAGCAGAAGACUUUGAGAACGGUGAGGAUGGCGGAGUUGAUGGAGUUGACGGAGAAGACCACCCGAUGGGCGGCGACGACCGACAUAGCAGCACCAGUGACUCGGACGGUGGCGGUGCUGAGUUGGACAGUCGCAUGGCACUAGACGAGGAUGACACCACCGUGCGCGGAGGCAUCAAGCAGGAGGAAGAAGACGAGCCUAUGGAGUCUGUGCCGUCAGCAAGCAGCAGUUCGGCGCAUGAACAGGCUGGGAAUUCUGCCUCGGGCUCGCGAACUGCCAACUUCAACCGAGCCUCACGCAACCAGCGAGCUUUGGCCCGCAAUGCAGCCCGGGGUCGGCAUCCAGGACAAAGACAGUCUCGAGAACGGGACCAUCCUCAGUCGUUGCCGGCAGUUGAGCUUGAAGCUGUCGUCUCCUGUACCUCCGACGGCCUCGUCGUGGUGCUGAGGAGGGCCCGGCCGGCCAUCCCGCCCGCCCAUCCGCCACUGUCCCUACCGUGGGACUUCGAAAAUGGGCUUUUCGCUGCGCCAUGGGCGCCCCAGCCUGUGCGCCCUUACAUACCACCAGAGAUGCUGUACACCUUCCGCCCACCUUUGAUGCCACAGUACAUGCCCGUCCAGGACCACGUCAGGGAUGCAGGAGGCCCACCCAACGACCAAUUGAUGCACUCCAUACGUGAAGUUGGUGUAUUUGCCUGGGGUCUCUGUGGGAUCAAUGGCAACCUCCACGCCUUCUCUCACGGGAUGCCCAGGGACGAGGCGGUGCCCCCCGACGGGCUACCCGUAUGGGACCCCUCCGCGACCGGGUCCCCCUACCAGCCGCCAGAAAACCAAGCUGCCGCUAAGUGGGCGGCCAUGGUGGCCCAGCAGAGCCCGUUCGGGUCGUCAACUAGCUCGGGCACAAACCGACAGCGCCAGCAGCAGAUGCAGGCGCAAAACGCGAUGUACGGCAGCUUCGCGUCGGGGUCAGGGGGCAGCGAGCCGCAGUCGAGGUCCUCUGACCAGCAGGCGAACUCUUCUGGGCCAUCAGCUGGUUCUGGGCAAUCGGCUGGCCAGGCCACGCAGGGUUCCAGCCAGGAGCACUCACCCCACGACCUCUCUUAG
Diaporthe batatas is the source of this 1773-nucleotide messenger RNA. RefSeq lists its product as uncharacterized. Gene Ontology annotation, molecular function: protein binding. The transcript has 3 exons. Lineage: Eukaryota; Fungi; Ascomycota; Sordariomycetes; Diaporthales; Diaporthaceae. Bases 1 to 1773 code for a protein of 590 amino acids. The record is from RefSeq and is a predicted model, not a curated record.